AUGUUGCGCGCUGUUGCUGAGUUUUACGCCACUUCACGUAGAACUCCNNNNCUUCUCAUCGACAGUAAGUUCGUCGUAUGUGAUGCCACCGUUGAUACAAUAACAGGUACGCCGGACACUACUGUGAAAGGGAGAUGUGUGUAA
Molecule: messenger RNA, 144 nt
Organism: Perkinsus marinus ATCC 50983
Lineage: Eukaryota; Perkinsozoa; Perkinsida; Perkinsidae
Exons: 4
Coding region: 1-144 (47 amino acids)
Source: RefSeq, a predicted model, not a curated record